AUGGAGUUGACAGCAGCGACCGUGGCAGUUCGCCUAAACAAGAUGCUGGAGGAUGAGUUGGAUGAUCAGAUACACGACACAUUUUUCUGGACAGAUAGUACUGCAGUUCUGAAAUACAUCUCCAAUGAUGCAACCCGUCUCCACACAUUCGUAGCCAACAGAGUGCAAGUGAUGAGGGAAGGUUCUAAUGUUAGUCAGUGGAGAUAUAUAGAGACAAAGGUCAACCCAGCGGAUGAUGCCUCGUGGGGACUACGGGUCAACAAUUUCUUGAGUAAUCAACGCUGGCUGAAGGGUCCCGAGUUCUUAUGGAAAAAUGAAGAACAUUGCAGUCGUCGCUGGUGA
Messenger RNA from Asterias rubens (European starfish), 342 nucleotides. RefSeq lists its product as uncharacterized. The record is from RefSeq and is a predicted model, not a curated record. Bases 1 to 342 code for a protein of 113 amino acids. Lineage: Eukaryota; Metazoa; Echinodermata; Asteroidea; Forcipulatida; Asteriidae. The transcript has a single exon.